This is a messenger RNA of Eremomyces bilateralis CBS 781.70, 1194 nucleotides long. RefSeq lists its product as uncharacterized. Bases 236 to 1030 code for a protein of 264 amino acids. Gene Ontology annotation, molecular function: 5'-deoxynucleotidase activity. Gene Ontology annotation, cellular component: cytoplasm. The record is from RefSeq and is a predicted model, not a curated record. The transcript is spliced from 3 exons. NCBI's taxonomy places the organism in Eukaryota, Fungi, Ascomycota, Dothideomycetes, Eremomycetales, Eremomycetaceae.
GCGCAUUAGAAGUCAAGCCUCAAGUGCCUUUACGUAGUAGCCUUAAGUACGGAGUAUCAUUAUUGAUUUAUCACCGUUCUCUCCACUUCUACCCCUCAAUUCUUAUUUCUUUAUUUAGGUCCAUCCAGCUACUGAGACAAAAAUCUCCGGUCCUAUCCCUGGUCCAUCGAACUCGCAUUUCGAACUUUGUCCCAAGCAUCUCCCCGACGUUGUCUAGCAGGAGGACGUUGCAAUUAUGCCUGAUGGAGCAGAGACCAACGGUGCGCCAGGUACCAUGACUCCGACCGAAGCAUCGAGCUCGCAUUGGACCCCCGAAUCUGUCAUAUCAACCCUGAAGUACCAGCCUCCACGGAAUUCGGCGUCACCAGUACCCUUCUUUCACCUACUAGAACAGCUGAAGACAACAAAGCGAGAAGGAUGGCGCCGCUUCGGAUUCACUCACGGCGAGAGCGUAUCCGAUCACAUGUACCGUAUGGCUAUCAUCACCAUGCUCGCGCCUUCAGCACUCCGAUCGAAGCUCGAUAUCGAUAGAUGUACGCGGAUGGCGUUGGUGCAUGAUAUGGCGGAAAGUCUGGUCGGGGACAUCACACCGGUGGACGGGGUCAGCAAGCCAGAGAAGUCCCGACGGGAACGGGAGACGAUGGAGCUGCUCUGUGGAGAGCUGUUGGGAAAUGUUGACAGCGGGCACGCAGCAAAGGAGAUCAAAGAUCUCUGGGAAGAGUACGAGGAUUCACAAACACCGGAGAGCGUGUUCGUGCACGAUGUGGAUAAGGUGGAAUUGGUUCUGCAAAUGGUGGAAUACGAGCGAUAUCGGGAUGGACGUGUGGAUCUCAGCGAGUUCUGUAAUGCCGCAUGUCGCAUCGAAUUGAAAGAGAUGAGGGAGUGGACCGAGACCGUGCUUCGGGAAAGAGAGGAGUUCUGGAGAGGUCUCAAGGAUGCGACGUUGUCCAGAGAAGGCGGAUGUCUUGAACGGGUCAAGAAGGCUUGGGAGGAGAUGGAUGAAAAGAAGGCUGGUGGUGCGCAGUCAUAAAUGGCCUCCUGACUUUAGGGCCUUGCGACGCAGACGGUUGGAUGACUGAUACCGUCAUAGAGUCCAGGCAAUGACUGGUAGAUUUCGGCUUUCAUGUGGUAGAGUAGACUAACGUACGGAGUACUAGAUAUCAUUUCGCGCAAGCCACCAUGCAUCUUGAGCGC